AUGAACUUGAUAGGCUUCUUUUUCAAUGUGGCGAUACUCUCUUUUUCCCCCCUUUCCCAGAAGACAGCGGCUGCACCUUCAAUAGAAGACACACCUAUGACAGGACGUCAACUUUCCCUCCAAGCAGUAUCGACAGUAGUAGAAGAGACUGCUAAGGAGAAGGAGGUGAGUAAAGCUCAGGGCGGAAGUAAAGUGAGAUCCCCAGAUCCAAGCGACGAUGUUAAAUCAGAAGAGGAGAGGGAAGAGACUGAUGACGAUAAGAAGCAAGAGUUGGGCUUACCGGAAUAUCUGCCUGUGGAUUUGUUACCACACGAAACCAAGAAUGGGCAGUUAUCAUUCACAGGAACUGCAGCUGAGCCAAAAAAGACAAUGAAACUUGAAUCCAAAGUCGAGAAGUUGAAGGAAAAGGAGGUGAACUGGUUCGAUCAUUCCAAGAUCGACACUGAAAUGGUGAAGAAGAAAGUUUUGCCAUUUAAUGUGGGGCUGAGUCAACAUGCGGGAUCUGCUCUCAAAAUAAAUUUCGUGAUAAUGAGGCCAGAAACAAGGAUGUAUUUUUGCAAACAAGAUGUGCUUCAUGCACAAGAUGUCGUCAAGAAUUUCAAUGGAAGUAAGACUGAUAGUGUUCUCACCCUUGAACAUAUUGCAGUCGUCGAACAGCACAUUGAAACAGAAUUUGAAGUCGGAUCCGGAAUGAGGAUCACAAAGCAUGCUCCAUAUUUGGUUACGGUACGCACACAGUUUCAUGAGUUCCUUUUCUAUGAUGAACAUAUAGCUCUCAGUUUUUGCGUAGAAAUGAGCGAUGUUUUACUUGAAUUAGAAACACAGUAG
This is a messenger RNA of Cylicocyclus nassatus, 828 nucleotides long. Lineage: Eukaryota; Metazoa; Nematoda; Chromadorea; Rhabditida; Strongylidae. The record is from the annotation of a GenBank genome assembly.